UUUUUGUUUUUUUGCGUAAAAGUACCCGUGUGCGCAAUGGAAGAGGACGCGCCGCGCACCGAGCCCAGCAGCAUCUCGGGCAGCACCCACACCAUCCCCCAGCAGCAGCAGCAGCAGCAGGAAAACGCGGAGAUCUUCACCCCCAGCUUCGCCCCGUCCUCCGCCCCGUCCUCCCCGACCCCCAGCGGCACCCUGUCCCGGCUGGGGCUGAAGAGCCCCACCAGCCCCACGGCCGCGGGGGCGGGCGCGCCGGCCAGCCCCGGCGGCCAGGUGAGCGCCAUCACCGUGGUGGCCCUGCUGGACAAGCUGGUCAACAUGCUGGAGGCGGUGCAGGACAACCAGCAGCGCAUGGAGCAGCGGCAGGCCGACCUGGAGGGCGCCGUGCGGGUGGUGCAGGGCGACGUGACCCGCCUGUCCAAGACGCACGUCGGCACCUCCAACAGCGUCAGCAAGCUGCUGGAGCGCUCCCGCAAGGUGAGCGCCCACCUGAAGGACGUCAAGGAGCGCAUGGACAAGCAGGCCGUGCAGGUGAAGAAGCUGGAGGCCAACCACAGCCACCUGCUGAAGAGGAACCAUUUCAAAGUGCUCAUCUUCCAGGAAGACAAUGAGAUUCCCACCAGCGUCUCUGUCAAGGACUCCCUGAAGACUCCUCUACCAAGCCAAUACGAUGCAGAGUCCAUCCAGCCUCCCCCGUCCAUGGCAUGCUCCAUUGAUGGCUCUCGUACCCAAGAGGAGGUUCUCCAGACCAUCAGCCUGUCUUCAGACGAGGAUGAGAGUGUUGCGAUCCCUCAAGAAGAUUACGAGAUUGAGUGUGACUCUGUAGCGGGUCCGUCUCGCGGCUACGAAAGAAGGGCCGACAAAUUCAAGCGCAACAGCCUGAGAAAGGUCGACAGCCUCAAGAAGGCCUUCUCGCGUCAGAGCAUUGAGAAGAAGGUGAACCAGAUCACCACCAAGAUUGUUCCACCUGAGAAGCGUGAGAAGAUCAAGAAGAGCCUCACCCCCAGUCACCCCAAGAGCCCGACGACCAAGUCGUCUUCCUUCAAGGUGUCUCCCAUGACGUUCAAUGUGAAGAAGGUUCGAGAUGGGGAGGCUACCACAGAAGAAACCGUCUCACCUGGGGCAGGUGCCCAUGUGGAGAUUCCUCCCCUGGGAAGUAUAGAUGGCGAAUAUCCUUUGGCAGAGGUGCAUACCAAGGAUGUCCUGGCAGAGGGUCAGGAGAUUUUAAGCCCCUCCACUCCAGAAAGCAUGAAGGCGGAGCUGGCAAUCAAUGGAGAAGCACCAAGCAUCGAGUGCAGCGUCAACGGUGAGCGUUUGGCUGACCUGGCAGUUCCAGAGCAAGAUGAAGAUGUUGGUGAAGAGGAAGAAGAGGAGGAUCAGGCAGCGCAAGAAAAAAGUCCUGUUGACAAAGUAGCAGAGGUCCAGAUCACCAGCGCAACAAUUUCUGUGGAGCAAGUGUCAUAAUCAGAUUUAAAUUUGAACAUCUGCUCCACUUUCCCAUUCACUCCUGCAAUUACCACACAGCCAGAUGGUAGAAAUAUUCCCUCCCUUGUUUUUGUGUCAUUCACACCCAGACACUAACAGAAACAUAUUCUUGACUCCUCAAGAUUUUUUAUGUCUGAACCUCUCUUAAACCACCGUAUUUCAUUAUCUACAACACCCUAAGAGUGUUUCCUAAGCCCACUCGUUCAGCUCAGAAGACAACAUUACAAUAAUUCUUUUCACUCAGCUGGUGUCCAUCCCGUCAGUACGUGGACAUCUCCGGGGCACUGGAGCAACAAUCUCCCUCCUGUUACAUUUGUGUCCCUCUGUCCCCCUCUCCCUCACAGACACAUGGCCUCUCUUGUUCCCUACUGUUUUUGGGGUAAAAUAGUAAAUCUUAAGCAACAGUGGUGCUGCCCAACAGCCGUAGAGGUAGUGCGUUGCCAGGUUGCUUAAAGAGUUGGAAUGGGGAGUUUCUGCAGUUUUAGUGAAAAGAUCCUGGGGUGUUUUUAGUAGUGGACUAGAGGCUGUUUAUUGAUUUUUGGAGGCUCACCCUGCCCCUUGACUAACUUAAGUAGUCUAAGUAGCUCUAGUUUUCUCCUUAUCAAUAUCAAUACUUUUUGGUUCAGUAUUGUAUGAUAGUCCAAAAUUAUGGUAAAAUUGGUUUCUUUCCAUUGUUUUCAUGUUGUUAUCAAAUUAGUUCUUUGCCACAGUAAUUUAGGAUUACCAAUUGGCCUUGUACAUUUAGAGAAACCAGACUCUUGACUCUGAAGCAGGUGGAUGGCCUGGAUGUUAGAAGCUGAGCUUAAAAAAAACAUGCAGGCAAAAUAAGUGAAGCAAGAGAUUGAGCAGGUUUUAAUAGCAAAAUAGUAGAUCAUAACUUUGCAGGGACACUUGAUGUUUAUACAAAAAUGUUCUUUCACUCUCUGAUUCACACUAUUUGUAAGGCGUACGCACCAUAGAAUUAUACAGUCAUUUUAGGAAAACUGCCUUAAGCUUGUGUACUUUCACAGUAAAUGUAACUAUGCAUUUUUUUGGGAGUUACUAUAAUAUUUUUACGUGUGUGUAAGCCCUACUUUCACUUGAUUUAAAAGGUCAUACCACUUUUGGUACGUUAGCUGACUUUACAGAAUAACUGUGUUACCCGGUUUGUCUUGAAUCCAGCUGUUUUGAAUUUCUUUUUGGACUGAGAAGUUUGUUUUUAGCUAGUGAUGACCAAGAGCUUCACUGGUAUGCUUACCUAUUCAGUGAGGAACACAUUUGUUCUCAAUGGAUUGAGCACAACCUCGAUCAUUGGUGUCAAACGCCGUGGUCCCAAACUGGCCUGAAUGAGGCUCCAAUCCACCAAUCAAAUUCUAAAAAUUUCAAGAAAACAUUGUUCUUUUUAACUAUUUUUUUAAGAGUUGCGGACGUAGCAUAACACUGAGACCUAAGCUAUCAGUGAUGCUGCGAUGAAAUAGUUUGGUUUUGUUAAAAUAUAGCCAUAUAAAUCAUGUAUAAUCUGCAUGACAACAAAGAAAAACUUUAAAGUUUAAAUUUAAAGGCACUAUUUUCCCGUUCCAGCCCACUGAACAUGAAAUUAAAAGUGAGAUGUUACAGUUAGGCUGUGGCUAGCUUAUUAGCUUGAAAGUUUUAACAACCACAUCUACAGCGUAACACAAGGACGUCAUCUGAAUGAUACGAAGCAUGCUCUUCUGUUUCAUUUCAAAACAUCUUUGAUAUAAAAAAAAAAAAGAACACAACUUGCUGUACAAUUUAAAGAUUAAGAAAAUAUCCUAGGACCAUCUUAGGGCAAUGACAGUAAAUCAGUUCUGCCUUAGCGCAUGCACAUGUUGAAUGAGUGAUCGCUCUCCUCGGUGGAGAUAGGGUGGUCAUAAAGCAUACCACAAACGUUUCGCUUGAAGAAUUCCUUGCAGCUUUUAAAUCUUUAAGGCGUCAUGAGUGUUUGAGGCAUGAAAAAGCGAGAAAAGUUCAAGUGUUGAAGGACCCGCACGUGCAUCACUCACAACCUACUUUACCCUUUUUUUAAAAGUGGCACCUUCAGGUGUCUGUGAGGCGACCUUCCUCUUGUUGCUCGCACUUGCGAGGUUCGCCAGCGUCACUUGGAGGACGCCCGGAAUCACGACAGCCUAAAAAUAAUUGAGCAGGUGAUACCAGGUGCUCAGGAUUGCACCGGCAGAGAGGUCACAGAUGUGGAUAAAGGCAGAGGACAGCAUUCCUGGGUUUGACGGAUGACUUCUCUCCAGCCCAUUUUUCAUGCUCCUGGCCUCCUUGUUGAGGCGUUGCAGAGAGAUGGCGAGCCACAGGUGUCGAGGCUCCCGGGCAUGAGCGCAGAGCGGAGGGGGGACGACUGUGUCUUUGGAGCAGUGUUGGCAAGGAUUUCAGGUGUCGGGAAAAGGAUGAUGAUAAAGUUGUCUUAGAUUUAGGCAUGUCCAAAGUAGAUUACGUUGGGAGGAUGCAUGCCGCUAGCUGACUGCACUGGUUCCGAAAAACAUCACGCUGCCUCUGAGAAGAAGUGAUAGUCAAGUUGUUUUUCGAAGAUGAAAUAUAGUGCCUCAAACACACUAAACUAUGCAAGAAAAUGGAUUUAUUAAAUGUCUCUAUGCAUUCCUUUACAUAAAAAUAACACCUGAGCCUAUAAGAGUUAUUUCCUGAGUGUGAGUGGUUACACAUUUAUCACAUUUAUCAAGUAACUGACCUUAUUAAUCACAUGAAAGCUCAGAGAUAGCGGCCAUUCAAAAUAUGAUCUUGGCUCCGUUUCUGACUCUACCAUGCUUAAAAAAAAUUUUAUUGAGUGAUACAUUACUAUGCAAGAAAAUGUAUAAUUUUAUUUUAUUUUUUAAUUUACUUUUAUUUGUGGGAAAAAAAAUAACAUGGGAAUUGAAUAACAAUGUAAUAUAUCUGGAAGGCUGUAUGGAUAUGAUCGAAUUUAUGGGAAACUUGGCCAAUUUAGAUCAAUAUUCUGUGUUUAUGAGAGAAUUCAUAUAUCAGAAUAUGUAUCCACUUUAAAGAAAUGGUGAAGCUUCUUAAAAUAAGCAAACAUUGAAAUAAUCCUUUUCAGAUUUCUUCCGGCUCGUUUACAACACUAACAAAUGCGUGAAGAGGAAAUUUAGAAGCUGUCGAUUAUUUUAUUGCAAAUGAUAGAUUCAAAAAAGUACUGAAGGAUUAGUUUGGAUUAUUUUAAGCGAGUGAGGUGCUUAUUGAUGGUGAAUGUAUUGUGCAGUAUAUGGAAGAUCAGCAUGCAGGUAUCACAGGCUAACCCAGUCACUGACAUGGACAGAGCAAGAAACAAAGCAAAAGCCAGAUAAGAGUCACAACAGUACACUGUGUUUGGAAUAUUAUCAGCAGUUUACAAAGCAGUUUUUUGCUGCUCUUCAUUUUACUGUGCAACAUGCAUGUGUACUGUUGUGUCCACACAAUGGUGAAAGUAAACUAAAUGCCAGACCAACAACAAGCAAGUUCUGCAUGCUGAAAAUUAUGUGAAAAUGUGUCAUAUAAAGGCAUGUUUAAUCAUCUGGAAGAACAGAGGUAAAGUGAUGCAAAUUUAGCUUCAAUGCUUAUUUGUGGUACCUUUACAUCUAAAUGGUUUAAAGGGUUAUGUUCAUGCUAAACUUUUCCGUUUUCACUUUAACAGUGCAUUGUUCAGUGAUUGUACAGCCGCCUGCUUCUCUCAGCUAAAAACAAGCCAACCUCUGAUCUACUGCUGAUAAAAUUUCACCGUCAAUAAGUACUGCGUCAAACUCUCAAUCAAAAGACAGAAUCCUUCUCCUUGAUGUGUAAUUAGUUACAGUAUUUGGCAAAGUGCUCUUAUGUGUUACAAACAUAACUUUUCUUAAUGGGAUCUGACAUAUGUGACUUGUAUAGACUACUUCUUACCUGUCUCUAAAAUGUGCUUAACCAUUGUGAGGACUUUUUUUUUUUCCAUUUUAAAUCUUUGUAUAGAUCAUCUGAUUGAGAGAGAAGUGACCACUGAGCUUUUGAGUCUGAGUUACUUCCUGCUUCUUCUUGCAAAUGUGUUGGUUGUACAUAUUUCUGUCAGCCAAUCAUGAGAAAUAAAUAUAUACACGUGUGUUUGUGCAAAAGUCUUUGUUGAACGAUGUUUAGCUUCAUGUGUGUUUUUAUUUUUUGGCCUGUCAAAUUUAGCUCGCCACAGGAGCCAAAGAAAUUUCCUCGACAGCUGAAGAUUUCCUGCCUCUUGACUCUUUAAAUAUUCUCUUAAUGAUGUAUCCUGUAACCAUGCAACUGUUUCUUUUUCACCUUUAGUACUGCAUACAUCAAUAAAGAUUUUAUAACACAA
This is a messenger RNA of Salarias fasciatus (jewelled blenny), 5776 nucleotides long. Its product is annotated as caveolae-associated protein 2-like. The transcript is spliced from 2 exons. Gene Ontology annotation, molecular function: protein kinase C binding. The record is from RefSeq and is a predicted model, not a curated record. Bases 37 to 1461 code for a protein of 474 amino acids. Gene Ontology annotation, cellular component: caveola; cytoplasm. NCBI's taxonomy places the organism in Eukaryota, Metazoa, Chordata, Actinopteri, Blenniiformes, Blenniidae.